AACUCGAGACCUGAUUGCUAACAUGUCGACUACCGAGACCAUGAAUAUGGAGGAAACGACGCCGAUUGUCCCCAAGACCUGCAAAGCUGGAGUGGUCGUGAACUCUGGCCCUAACUUCAGCAUUGAGGUUCAAGACGUACCAGUCCCAGAGAUUGGUCCAGAAGACGUGCUAAUCAAGCUCAACGUCACUGGUCUAUGCAUGUCUGACGUCCACUACAUGAUGGGAGACUGGGACUUGCCACCAAUGNNGCCCAAUUCGGCACGAAAUGCGCCGGUCACGAAGGCGCGGGCGUCAUUGUCAAAGUUGGAGAAAGAGUCAAGAACCUCAAGGUUGGUCAAAGAGCAGGCCUCAAGCCUAUUCAAGAUGUCUGCCACACUUGCGAAUACUGCAAGACCGGGAAGGAAACCUACUGUCUUGNGUUCUUACAAGCAGUACAUUGUUUCGCCCGAACACUACACUUCGCUCAUCCCUGACGGCGUCUCGGACGAACUCGCUGGGCCGAUCAUGUGCUCUGGCAGUACUGCAUACACUUCCAUCAAAGAAUCGGGCCUUCGUCCUGGCCAGUGGGCUGUUUUCCCUGGUGGCGGUGGUGGUGUCGGCAUGCAGGCUGUACAACUUGCUAUCGCCAUGGGUCUCCGGGCCAUUGUCGUCGAUACUGGAUCUGAGAGAAAAGAGGCAUGUUUGAAGUUCGGCGCAGACGAGUUCAUCGACUUCAAGGAGGUUGAGAAUCCUGUUGAGAGAGUUCUGGAGAUCACUGGUGGCGGUGCCCAUGCAGUGUUCGUGACUGCUGUUCAGUCAUACCCUACAGCACAAGGUUACCUCGGCCACAGAGCAGGAGCCCAAGUCAUGUGCAUCGGGCUUCCGCCUGCUGGCAAAUACAACAUGGAGGUCAACCCAUCAACUCUUGCAUUUCGCAACCAGUCCAUCAAGGGCACGCUCGUCGCUGGCAUGGCUGAUGUAGACGAGACCAUGGAGUUUGCUCGUCGAGGUACGACAAAGCCAGUCGCAGAACUANGAAAACUUCGUCUUGAGCCCACGGUGGUCGGUCUCUCGAAGUUCAACGAAUCUGUACAGAAGUUGAAGAACGGACAAGUCGCAGGUCGCAUUGUCGUCGACUUCAAUAAGGAG
Aureobasidium musti is the source of this 1129-nucleotide messenger RNA. NCBI's taxonomy places the organism in Eukaryota, Fungi, Ascomycota, Dothideomycetes, Dothideales, Saccotheciaceae. The record is from the annotation of a GenBank genome assembly.